AUGAACAAGCGCCACAGCUACCGCCUGAUCCGCGAUCUGUUUGCCCCCAAGACACCAUCUUUGGUGAAUUCGAAGUACCAAUCCGAGUGCGCUAAGGGAUUACCAGCUCCGGCUCCAACCGUCCACGCGCCAUCCAGCACGGACGGAGGUAACCGUCGUGCGGCGAUGGAGGCUCGCCAGCGAGCCGACUGUCCAAUCCUGCAGCCGGGCAACCAGCCCCGCCAAUCGCCAACGGCAUCAACAUCCCAGAUCCACCCGCGGUACCAGUUUAGAUGUACCUGCCAACUCAAGGCUCCCCAACUCGAAUCUGAGGAUGCUCCUACCGUGAACACCCAAGUUGUUGAACCUGUUACCAACGGCGCGUAUACCGGAGCCUCCUGCCUCGGCUGCACCUUUUUCCAGCACCAGCGUCCACUCGAGCUCCCCCAGCCCCCUCUGUUCUUCCCGAAACAACAUCCGAUGACUCUCCAACUCCUACCCCUACUCCAGCUGCAGCAUCCAGCAAGUUUGAGAAGCGCAGUUCUAUGUCCCGCUCUUCUGGCGCUCGUUACAGCCGCAAAGCCUGGCCUUGGUAGCGUGUCCUAA
Penicillium robsamsonii is the source of this 585-nucleotide messenger RNA. RefSeq names its product Fps/Fes/Fer/CIP4 homology. Lineage: Eukaryota; Fungi; Ascomycota; Eurotiomycetes; Eurotiales; Aspergillaceae. The record is from RefSeq and is a predicted model, not a curated record. The transcript is spliced from 2 exons. The coding region runs from base 1 to 585 and encodes 194 amino acids.